AUGGCUGAAAAAGUCGACAUGAAUACUUUCUUCAAGAGCGAAGAAUAUGCCAGCUCGUUUAGACGCGCGGAGAUGGUCACCCGGCCAUUUGCGGAAACGCUGGUUGAGCAGAGCAAGGUGGCCGCCGAGUCCAGGGCCAACCCUGAUCAGCCUCUAGUGGUCCUUGACAAUGCCUGUGGCACUGGUGUUAUCUCCAGUACCCUCAAUGGCAAGCUUGAUGACACUGUCAAGAAGAUGUGGAAGUUGACUUGUGGAGACAUCUCGUCGGCAAUGAUCGAGUACACUAUGCACCGUAUGCAAGAAGAGGGCUGGCAGAACACGGAGACAAAGAUUGUGGAUGCGCAGAAUCCUGAGCUACCUAGCGGUCAAUUCUCUCACAUCUUCACUGCUUUUGCCUAUAUGACACUCCCUGAGUCUCUCAAGGCUCUCAAUGAGACGGUCAGAAUGCUAAAACCCGGCGGGACUAUUGCUUUCUCAACUUGGAUCCAACCCGGCUGGAUCCCCAUCGCCCGACAAGUGAUUGAAAGCAUGCCAGGCAACCUGCCUUUUCCCGAGGCCCCAAAGCUCUUGGGGGUCAUCACUGAUGGGCAAUGGCACUCAAAGCCUUGGAUCGAGUCCCAGCUCGAGGGGCGUGGGCUUCAGGACAUCGAUGUCCGCGAAAUAACAACAAAACUGACCCUGACAUCCCCUAUCUUGGUGGAGAUGAUCAUGAUGAUGCUUCCCGUGUUGAUGAAAUCCUUCUGGACUGAGAAGCAACGGGAGGAAAACACGGAUAACGUCCGCCCGGCGGUAGAGAAGUACUUGGAAGACACUUACGGACAUGGGAACAUCGAUACGGAUUGGAUGGCUAUUCUGUCUACAGCGCGCAAGUCUUGCUAG
Molecule: messenger RNA, 879 nt
Organism: Penicillium roqueforti
Lineage: Eukaryota; Fungi; Ascomycota; Eurotiomycetes; Eurotiales; Aspergillaceae
Gene: gtmA
Product: gliotoxin thiomethyltransferase
Exons: 4
Coding region: 1-879 (292 amino acids)
Molecular function (GO): methyltransferase activity
Source: RefSeq, a predicted model, not a curated record